CAAAGCACUGACAGACAACUAGACCAAAGGUCCAAGCAAACAUUGUUUCACACAGACAAAGAUGGCGGGACUGUGAACGACAAACAGAAACUGCGACAUAAUGGCACCAGCAUAUAAAGGUGAUUCACAGGAGCUGAGGAUUGUGCUGCUGGGAGUCUCUGGAGCUGGAAAGAGUUCAACAGCAAAUGCAAUACUGGGUCGAGAGGCAUUUAAAGAGAGCAGAACCAGAGAGAGUGAGAAACAGACAGGAAGAGUAGAAGACAGAAACAUCUCCAUCAUCGACACACCAGGAUUCUUCAACACUCAACUGACCGAUGAAGAGAUGAAGAAUGAGAUGAUGAAGAGUAUGUACCUCUGUUAUCCUGGUCCUCAUCUGUUCCUGCUCGUCAUCAACCUGAAGACCUUCAGAGAGGAGCAGAGGAACCUCGUGGAGCAAGUUCAGGAGAACUUUGGAGCUCAGGCUUUGAAGUUCACAAUGGUGCUGUUUGUUGGUAGAGAAAAAAUUCCAAAUAGACAAUGGAAGCUCCUUAUGGAUAGUAGAAGGUUUCAGGAGCUAGUCAGUCACUGCAGAGGACAAUAUCAUGCAUUCAACAGUAAAAAUGACAUUACUCCAACCCACAUCACAAAACUUCUAGAGAGGAUUGAUGAAAUCAUCAAACAGAAUGAUGGCCAGCAUUACGACAUUGACAUUUAUUUAAGAGCUCCAAUAAAGUGCAGAAAAGGAAAGAUGAAAAAAGAGAGAGAAAUAAAAGUUCAAGAGACGAAACAAGAGCAGAUACAAAUAGCACGGGAUACGAUUCACAUGCACCCUGUAAAGGAAAAGGGCACAAGAAAUGUUGUGACUAAAAAGAAAGAUUUUAUUUCUCAUGUGACAAAAAUUGAGAGAACUGAAUUAUAUGUAGACAGACACUCUCGAGAUCCACAAGAACAGAAGAAUGAUGAAGAAGAGGUGGUCAAAACAUCAGCAAAAGCACUGAGAAACUGCUUUGAACACAAGGGAGAAACAAAUACAGUCCAGAAACCAGAAGAAUAA
This is a messenger RNA of Cyprinus carpio (common carp), 1033 nucleotides long. Its product is annotated as GTPase IMAP family member 3-like. The record is from RefSeq and is a predicted model, not a curated record. Lineage: Eukaryota; Metazoa; Chordata; Actinopteri; Cypriniformes; Cyprinidae. Gene Ontology annotation, molecular function: GTP binding. The transcript is spliced from 3 exons. The coding region runs from base 101 to 1033 and encodes 310 amino acids.